Molecule: messenger RNA, 4829 nt
Organism: Haemorhous mexicanus (house finch)
Lineage: Eukaryota; Metazoa; Chordata; Aves; Passeriformes; Fringillidae
Gene: ANKRD6
Product: ankyrin repeat domain 6
Exons: 19
Coding region: 662-3043 (793 amino acids)
Molecular function (GO): protein binding
Source: RefSeq, a predicted model, not a curated record
CCGGGCGGAGGUGGCCGGGCGGUGGCGGGGCCGCAGCUGGGGACGAGCGCGGCGAAGCCGGUGUCCCGGAGCGGAGUCGUGAAAGUGUUCCCGUAUUCCAGCCCGGGGAGGGACCCCCCCGUCGGGCCGACACGGACCCUCCGGGAUGCCGCGCAGGCCGAGUCUGAUGAGAAAUGGAAAUCUGCCUCAAAGUCAUCCUUCCUGUUGUUGACAUCACCUGAAAACUCCGCUGGAAAUAUUUCCACUAGUUUGCUGCAAACAUCGCCCCCCCCCCCCCCCUCCGAGGUCUCAACACCUUGAGCAGUGUACAGAGACUUGCUGUUGCUGUCAACACUGGAAAGACUGAAGCUGGCAUCCCCAUAGUCCUUCUCCAGAGGCUGCCUUGCAAGACACAGCUAUAAAAUGUUCAUCAGAAAAAACUGAACCGUAGAUCCUUAAGAGUGUUGAAAGAGUGGGGAGGAAGAGUGUGGAGCUUCAAUGACAUAAGUCAAAUAGACCCUGCAAAUCAUGUUAGAUGGAAAGUGGUCCAAUGGAUGGCAUAGCAAUAGCAUCACUGUCCAGGGAGCUGGAAUCCUUCUUCGCCUGCCUGCAUGCUGCUUGAACUGAUCCCAAGCCUUUGUUUUUGGACUGAAGAAACCUGAAAACCUUUCUCUCCUAAUUCAUGAGCCAGCAGGAUGUGGUCGCCGUGCUUUCAGAACGCCUGCUUGUAGCCGCCUACAAAGGCCAAGUGGAGAAUGUGGUGCAGCUUAUCAACAGGGGUGCCAAGGUAGCAGUUACCAAGCAUGGCCGGACCCCCCUGCAUCUUGCUGCCUACAAGGGUCAUCUCCACGUUGUCCAGGUUUUGUUGAAGGCAGGUUGUGAUCUGGAUAUUCAGGAUGAUGGUGACCAGACAGCACUGCACCGGGCUGCUGUUGUAGGGAACACCGAUAUAAUAGCAACUCUGAUUCAAGAGGGCUGUGCUUUGGACAGACAAGACAAGGAUGGGAACACUGCUCUUCAUGAAGCUUGUUGGCAUGGAUUCAGUCAGUCUGCCAAAGUGCUUGUUAAAGCAGGAGCCAACGUUCUUGCCAAGAAUAAGGCAGGUAACACACCUCUUCACCUGGCUUGCCAGAAUAGCCAUUCCCAGAGUACUCGUGUUUUGUUACUUGGAGGAUCUCGAGCAGACCUCAAAAAUAAUGCAGGAGAUACCUGUCUGCAUGUGGCUGCUCGUUAUAAUCACUUGCCCAUCAUUAGGGUGCUGCUCAGUGCUUUCUGUUCUGUCCAUGAAAAGAACCAGGCAGGGGAUACUGCACUCCAUGUAGCUGCUGCUCUAAAUCACAAGAAGGUGGUGAAGCUUUUGUUGGAGGCAGGGGCUGAUGCAUCUGUUGUCAACAAUGCAGGCCAGACCCCUCUAGAGGUUGCCAGACAGCACAAUAACCCCGAGGUUGCACUCCUGCUCACUAAAGCAUCACAGGUCUCACGUUUUAACCGUGGGAGAAGCCUGAGGAAGAAGAGAGAGAGACUGAAGGAGGAAAGGAGGGCUCAGUCAGUGCCACGGGAUGAAGUGGUGCAGAGCAAGGGCAGUGUCUCAGCUGCUGACGAUACACCAAGCAGUGACCAGCCCCCAGAGAGGAAGAACAAUCUGAAGGAUAAACCCCGGUCAGCCUCACCAGAUCCCAAAGGAAAAAAGAGCAAAAAGAAAAAGCCAAAGGAAAAGGUUUCAGCACUCUCGGACCCCAUCUCCCCAGCUGAUCAGCAGGCACUCCCUCAGCCCCAGAAGAACGUGCCUAAGCGCAGAAGUAAGCACCACUGCUCCUCUCCACCCCCUCCCCACGAGGUCCGAGCCUACCAGCUCUACACGCUCUACCGAGGAAAGGACGGGAAGGUGAUGCAGGCACCCAUAAAUGGAUGUCGCUGUGAGCCCCUGAUAAAUAAACUGGAGAAUCAGCUGGAUGCAACAGUGGAAGAGAUAAAAGCUGAGCUUGGGACAGUACAAGAUAAAAUUAAUAUUAAGCUGGGCCAGAUGGAAAGCAAAACUCAACAUCAACUCCGAGUUCUGGACAAGCUGAUGGCUGAGCGGCUGUCGGCAGAGAGGACAGAGUGCCUUCACCGCCUGCAGCAGCACACGGAGCUGGAAAAGAGUGAGGGGGAGAAGCGGCAGAUUUCCUUGGUUGAUGAGCUGAAGACCUGGUGCUUGUUGAAGAUUCAGAAUCUGGAGCUCAAGCUUUCUGGAGAUUCCAGGUCAUCAAGACCAAAAUCAACUUUGUCCACUUGUGAAUCUCUCACUGAGACCCUGGAUACUGACAACAACCCUAACAGUGCCAAGGACUGUAAAGCCAACCAGCCUGUGCUGCAGUCAGAGGGCUCCCACCAGCAUUCCUAUAUCACACUUCCAAAUAGCCUCUUGGAAGAUGGGGGAAGGAGCAGAGUCCAGAUGCCAGAACAAAGCUUUGGGCAACACUUUUGCAAUAAACAAGACGGAGCAUUGGGUAUAACCACGUCAGGUACAGAGCAACAGGUAGCGGCUGGUGGACCAGUUUCUUCUUCUGCCCCUGCUCAAGAUGUCAGGCCAAAGGACAAAGCCGUGAGUGCCAGCACGUUCCACAGGUUCCAGCAGGAGCUGCCCUCCUCCGAGCUUUCAGGCUCCAAAUUAAGACAUGUUAAAGUUCAAGCUGCUUUGCAGCCAGUGACUGAACCUGCAAAGACUGAACCACAGGGCGGCUACUUCCUUGACAAAGGAACUCAGACGAAAAAGUCCAGCAAAAGUGGGCAGUCGAGGCACAAAGCUCUGCACCACGCCGGGGCACAGCAGGGCCAGGAGCAGCAGCCCUCGGCCCCGCCUGCCCCUCCGCUCAGAGACACCUCCCAGGCCCUGGAGAUAACCCAGUACUUCUUCGAGGCCGUUUCCACGCAGAUGGAGAAGUGGUACGAGCGGAAGAUAGAAGAAGCCCGGUGCCAAGCGAACCAGAGAGCGCAGCAGGACAAAGCUGCGCUCAAGGAGCACAUCAAAUGCUUAGAAGAGGAGCUGAGCAAAUUAAGGACUAAGGUGCAGAAAGAGAGCUAGCACCUACCAGGCAGCUAAUCAAACAACAGGACUCAUUUUGGAACCUGCUGUAUGGGAAUUUGGAAUAUUGAUAGAUAUUUGUAGUGCCUGUUACAUCCAAACACUACACUAUUUCAGGAGUAGAAAUAACUUUGGAAACUCCGUAUCUGAGGAGAGUUCAUAUGCAAACUAUACUGAUAACAAAGAGAUGCUGCAGAUUAGAUCCUUUCUUUGUUAUUUCCAAGAGUCUGUCAAUAUUGCACUCUCAGUUUCCAGAUGCUGCUUGAAACCAAACUGCAUUAGCAACCAAAACUGCGUUCUGAAAAGGGAAUUCCCUUACUUCCACACAGGACACAGACUAGAAGUUUCUUCUGUAUGCUACAUGUUAACAUGUUGUGUUACCAGUACUUGAAAUAAAUCCGGGAUGUUUGAAAGUUUUUGACAGAAUUACUUAGUGAUGAAGGGCUAUUGAUCCUAUUUUAGAUACUCCCAGGGCCUCUCUCUAGUCAGUGGAGAGAAGCUAAAGAAUCCACUCAACGUACAAGCCCAGGUAGCUGAAAGAUACAGACUUCCAGCUGGGAGAGGGCAGGCAACCAUGGAGGGAGAUGCUAAGGUGAAUCAUCCCAUUAGGUACAGAAGCUUCAGCAGAAGCUUCACUUUGAUUUUCUCUUGGUUUUCCAUUAUUAAAACAAGUGCUCAAUCUGAUUUGUCUUUUUUUUAGUGGUGUCCUGCUUGCAGAGCUCCUUGUGAUUACACUAUUGUUAGGGCUCUACUCCAGUAAUCUGACUGAGAACUUCUGUUUAGGGCAUGGAUGACAAGUAUUUUACUGUAACCAUGGUCUGUUUUUUGGGUUGAAUGCUCAUAUAAAUCUUUUUUCCUUCAAGCAGGAAAUGGCUAAAUUGUCUGCCUUUUUUCCUUCAGCAGGAAAUGGCUAAAUUGUCUGCUAUUGAAGAAGCUUGAAAAAGUCCUUUAUCUAAGGAAGUGAAAGCUUGGCUUCUUGUAUUCAAAUGUUAUUUUUCUGCAGUCAGGAUUUUUUCCCAGGCACCUUGCCCAGACUAUCUACCUUUUUUCCUCUGAAUGAUUCCUCCUGUUUUUUUCCCUUCUGUCUCUAAAAAGGAGACCAGGCCCUGAUCAGUCCACACGUUUUAGGACAAACAGUCCCACAAAACAGCACUCAACAUUUUAAAAGUUUUAUCAUUGUGUUUUGUUAUAAAAUCAGAACUUUCAUUGAUCAAUGUUGUCCAUGCUGACAGACUCCAGAUAAUUUCAAGACACUGUAACUAUUGCAUCUGCAUUCCUUUAGGGUUUCCUUCUUACACAUCUAAGAAAGCUUCAUCAGAUUCUGCUAGAAAUAUAAGUUUACUUAGCAGAUCAUGAUAGAACAACUGUUUAAAAUCAGUUCCAACACAGGAUGGUACUGUUAUGCCAAGGAGAAAAAUACUUUUUUUCUGUACUAAGGAGGUCUAAAAAUCAAUACAAAAUACUUUACAGUGCUGAAGAAUGCCAUUCACUAAUUAGUAAUUAAGCUUUUGUCUUCUUAGCAGAUGUAUAAAGCAAAAAAAUCAUACUACAUAACAAUAUUUUUAAAGUUCCUAUUAAUGCACUAUCCCGACAAGAGAAGUGUAUCUGCAGCUAUGGAAAUACUAGUUUUCUUGCUCUGACUUAUGUAGUCUAACAUAGACACUUUGGUAUGUUUACAGUUUUGUUUAAGCUACAGUAGGAAUGCAGAAGCAUGCUAUUGAAGUUUUGUAUCACCUGGAUGAAGUUAAUGUCUUGCCAAGCAAUUAAAGUAAGUGUUGCUCAGAAA